AUCGCUGUUGUUAAGGUGACGAGCUGAUAGAAUCGUUAACGCGCCGGGCAAAUUGCUUGGCAGACAGCAUUUCUCCUGGUUCUUUACGUCCGAGUUCAAAUCCCGUUGAGGCCAACUGUGCCAUUCAUCUUUUCGAUGUCGAUAAAAUAAGUACCAGUUGAGUAUUGAGGUCGAAGUAAUCGACUAGCUUUUUCCUCUAAAAUUUCAGGCCUUGUGUCAAAAGUAGAAAUAGGUGAAAUAUUAUAAAAGGACCAGCAAUGUCUUAUUAAGGUUAUUAGUUAGACGUAAGUAAGCGAUAUUCUAUUACCCAGAACGAGGCUGGGUAUUCAUGUCAGUUUCGCACCACAACAUAACAGAAAUCAUAAUAUGUUAUAAGGAAAGAUCUUUCAACUAUCAUCAUGUCUCUUUAUUUGAGGAAGCACUUUAAUCUCUGUAAACAGCUGGUAUUUGUUUACAAAAAUCAUCGUUGUGUUUCAACAGAUUCUAGUAACUUUUACAAACCCAAACGACUCUAUGUAUCGAAAAUGUUUCAAAAUUUCGGCAUGGUUCAACCUGCUAAAAGUUCUCUUUCUUGUUCCAGUCACAAGCUGAUGUUAUACAAUGAAAUCAUUCAGCAGUGUUAUUCUGGCCAUUAUUAUAUCCUUCCCUUGGGAAUGAGGGCACUGGAAAAACUUAGACGCCUUAUUGAUGAAGAAAUGGAAGCAACAGGUGCUCAGAAGAUGGUCAUGCCAUCUAUGGUGCCAGCAAGUUUAUGGAAAACAUCAGGCCGAUGGAGUCUGAAGGAAGUUUUUAAACUCAGUGAUAGACAUCACCAAGAUAUGUGCCUGUCUCCUACUCAUGAAGAAGUUGUCACAUCACUCUUUGGUCAGUAUUCACCAUUUUCCAUGAAGCAGUUUCCCAUCAUGCUUUACCAGAUGGGCCCAAAAUUCCGAGAUGAAAUUUCACCAAAAUAUGCAUUAUUGAGAUGUAGAGAAUUUGAAAUGAAAGACCUUUACACAUUUGAUUGUUCAGAGGUUUCUGCAUUAGAAACAUAUGAAAAAAUUUGUGAAGCAUAUUGUCGCAUUUUUAAUCGUCUUAAAUUACCAUUUAUAAAAGUUGAAGCAGACACUGGAGAUAUUGGUGGAAAAAAAUCUCAUGAAUUUCAUUUACCGUCUUCUGUUGGGGAAGAUUAUCUGCUUAUUUGUGAAAGUUGUAAAUAUGGAAGAAAUAUAGAACUUGUCGAAAUUAAUAACAUUUCAUUCAGUUUAAAGAAGUGUUUUUUUCUUUUCUUUCCCACAUUUCUUUUUCAGGUUGGUCAUUCCUUUUAUCUUAGCCAAAAGUAUUCAUCUUUAUUCAAUGCAACAUAUGUCAACAAUGAUAAUAAAAUAUGUUUUGCUGAGAUGAGUUGUUUUGGUUUGGGAGUAACUCGAAUUCUUCAAGCUGCGAUUGAAGUUUUGUCUUCAGAACGGCAAAUUUCAUGGCCAAGUAUCAUUGCUCCUUAUCAAGUUUGUAUCAUUCCUCAGAAGGAAGGUUACAAGAGUGAAGAAACAUUUAGUUUAGCUGUUUCCCUCAGUGAUCAGUUGACAUCUAGACCACAUAUCAAUGGAGAAGUUGUGAUUGAUGAUAGAUUACAAAUGACAGUUGGCAGACGGUUGUAUGAAGCAAAACGAAUUGGUUACCCCUACAUUAUUAUUGUUGGAAAGCGCUCUUUAGAAUCGCCUCCACAGUUUGAAGUGAUAUCAGCUGGUGAAACAAAUUCAAGCUUUAUGUCUGUUGAUUCAAUUUCUUACGAACUCUCUCAAACGGAAACUAUAUGAAGAUUUGUUUGUAUUUAAUAUUUAAAUUGUUGAAUAACUGAUUUUAGAAUUAUUUUUUUGUAAUAUCACCCCUGAUUAAUAAAUUGAUAAUCUUUAUACAUGUUGAUUAACCUAUCCAAAAUGUUUUGGGUUAUUUUAAACUUUUCUUCUUUCAUUUACCAUUAAACAACUUCAGCUGAAUGCUUUUAAUUCAAUGAUUUUUGUUUUGUGAUGUCUUCGUAUUUCAACAAAGAAUUAUCCUUCUGGAAAUUUUUCAGUAUCACUCUACAACGAGGCAUCCAUACCUGUUCCCUUCCUACCUUAAAUCUCUCAACUGGCUUCUCAAUAUACCUCACUAUUCUCAGAUGAGGGGUUUUUGUCUUGCAAGGUACUUGGUGACCCUGUCAGUGAUGGUUCAUGGUGCCACGUGCCACGUAAAAAGCACUGGUGCCAGUGCCAUGUAAAAAGCACUGGUGCUGGUGCCACAUAAAAAGCAGCUGCUACACUUUUUAAAGAGGUUGGCAUUAGGAAGGGCACCCAGCCAUAGAAACUGUACCAAAAUAACAUAGUGUGGUUUCUAUUCUAGCCUUAUCAGAUCCUGUCAAACCAUCCAAGCCAUGCCAGCAUGGAAAACAGACUUUAAAGGAUGAUGAAGAAUUCUCACAAGUGAAGUACCAGAAGAAUGAAUUUCAACUCCCACAGCAUCGUGUUUGAAACAAUUUCUCAAGUAUUUGCAGACUUCCUUGAAAGCUCUUCCAUGGUCCACUUGGAGAUUGAAAAGCAGGGGCAAAUUCUACUCUAGGCACAAGGCCUGAAAUUUUUGGGAAGGGGGCCAGUCAAUUAGAUUGACCCCAGUAUGCAACUGGAACUUAAUUUAUAGACCCUGAAAGGAUGAAAGGCAAAGUUGGCCUCGGCGGAAUUUGAACUCAGAACACGAAGACAGACAAAAUACUGCUAAGCAUUUCGCCCGCCAUGCUAACAUUUUUGCCAACUUGCCACCUUUUUUCAAUCUCAGUAUUAAAGUUGCACAUAGUAAUGCUGCGUACAUUCCUACAACAACAUUUUCUUUACAUUCUACAAAGGCAGAAGUAAAUCUGCCUUCAACUCAGUCGCAUGCCUGUGUUUCGCUUAUUUUUUGUGUGUGUUUUACUACAUAAACAGCACCAACUGCCUACCCUGAGUAAUUACUAACAGCAGGUGCCUGGUAGAGAGAUUUCAAGUGGCCCUGUUAUGCACAAGAAAGUUGACAACUUUCAGAGAUAAUCUUUUAUCUCUUAUCUUUAAUCUUUUACUUGUUUCAGUCAUUAGACUGUGGCCAUGCUGGAGCAUUUUCUUGAAGAAUUUUUAGUCGAAUGAAUUGAGCCCCAAGACUUAGUUUCUUUUAAAGCCUGAUACUUGUUCUAUUGAUCUCUUUUGCUGAACCUAUGAGGACUUAAACACACCAAAACCAGUUAUCAAGUGGGUGGGGAGAAACACAGACACAAAGACACACACACCCACACACAUAUACAUACAUACAUGCAUGCAUACUUACACACAUACAUGCAUGCAUGCAUACGUACAUACACACACACAUAGAUACAUACACACAUAUACAUACAUGCAUGCAUACAUACAUGCAUACAUACAUUCAUAUAUACAUACAAACAUACAUUCAUAUAUACAUGCAUACAUACAUGCAUACAUACAUACACACAUUCAUACAUACAUAUAUACAUACAUGCAAGCGUGCAUACAUACAUAUGUACAUAUGUAUACGAUGGGCUCCUUUCAGUUUCCAUCUACCAAAUUCAUUUGUGAGGCUUUGGUCAGCUCGAGGUUAUCCUACUUUAUAAUAUUCUAUAAUUGCAGCUCCACCAUUUUCUCUCCUCUUCACUCCCAUAAUUCAACAAAUUGUUACACAGUUCAGUUGGCAAAAUCGUUAGAAUAUUGAAUAAAAUGCCUAACGACAUUUCUUCUGAUUAUUUAUGCUUUAAGUUCAACUCCCACCUAGUUUGAUUUCAUUGCAGGAUCGAUAAAAUAAAGUACCAGUCAAGUACUAGGGUUGGUGUAAUCUACUUACCCCCUCCCCUCAAAAUUGCUGAUCUAUUAAAAUGUUAAACAAUUAGGUCAAAAAUCAAAUGCCAAAGAUAAUGGCAGAGCUGGUUUUUGACACAAUUUCCUAUGAAUAGAUAAGAAAUAUUGACUUUUGUUCACCACUAAAAAACACUUUUGUUGUUUGUUUUUGUUGUUGUUUUUCCUCCUUAUAGUCUAUUGUUCACUAAACAUGUAUUAAGUUGACUGCUGUUAUUUAUUAUCCAAAUAUUUGAUAUAUUCAACAUUUAAAACGAUAAAUUAGAGUGAAAAGCAACAGAAUAUAUUUUACCAGCCAAAAUGACGAAGGGAUAUUACUUUGCUUUGUUUUUAAUUUUAAUAGUCUGUUCAACUAACAUUGGAGUUAAUGCUGCAGAAACAGAUAAAGUCUCCAUUGGCACCGGAUAUUGUGAAACAGUCCACCGACUGUCUGUGAAACUACAUGAUUUUCUUGGCUGCAAAGGUGGUCCAGAAAAUCAUGUGACUGUUCCAAUGAUGACGUUUUUGGUUCUUCUUCAGAUAUUUGGAAUGUAUAUGAGCAAGUUAUUAUAACAAAACCUAAUUUAUUUGAUCAAAUGAAAGUAAGCUAGAAUUUUUAAAGAAAUAAAGAAAAAAAUAAAUAUUUACA
Molecule: messenger RNA, 4476 nt
Organism: Octopus bimaculoides (California two-spot octopus)
Lineage: Eukaryota; Metazoa; Mollusca; Cephalopoda; Octopoda; Octopodidae
Product: putative proline--tRNA ligase, mitochondrial
Biological process (GO): prolyl-tRNA aminoacylation
Cellular component (GO): cytoplasm; mitochondrion
Molecular function (GO): proline-tRNA ligase activity; ATP binding
Source: RefSeq, a predicted model, not a curated record